AUGGAGUCCAUGGUCGAUCUGUUUGCAGAAUUUCUUCGCCUUAGGUACCCAACGCUAUCGGCAGAAUUUUUAGAAUUCAAGACCCAUCACGCAGCGAACUCGCCGGCGGUCUCUGUCGCUCCCGUCGCUCCUGCGUCGUCCAUCGCGGCCUCCGUCGUGCCCGCCGAUCCCGUGUCGCCGAUACUCGCGCCCAAAACUUCUGCGUCGACCGUUGCAGCUUCCGCCCCAACCGUGCGUUCGUCGGCGACCUACGUUGCACCCGUGUGUUCGUCCACAGUCUCCGUCGUGCCUGCGUCGUCCACUGCUCCCGCUAAAACACCCACCCGCAGGUCGCCCGCGCCUUCCUCAUCCGAUUCAGAGUCGGACAUGGAGGUCGACCCUUCCCCCGCCGCCGCGACUGAUGGAUUCACAGUAGUCCAAAAAGUUUACACGGUAUAA
This is a messenger RNA of Bombyx mandarina (wild silkworm), 438 nucleotides long. RefSeq names its product predicted GPI-anchored protein 58. The record is from RefSeq and is a predicted model, not a curated record. NCBI's taxonomy places the organism in Eukaryota, Metazoa, Arthropoda, Insecta, Lepidoptera, Bombycidae.